UUCCUGUCAAAUAUUUUUCUAUGUUGAUAUCGCACCAGAGAAAAGGGAAACAACAAUUUUUCAAGUCAUUCUUCAAAGUUGUAAGAAAUCAGAAAUAAGAUUAAAAUAAAUUGUUAUUCUCCCGUAAUAUAUUCAUUUUGUAGAAAUGGCUCGCCGAUAUGAUACCAGAACAACAAUUUUUUCACCUGAAGGUCGACUUUAUCAAGUUGAAUAUGCUAUGGAAGCUAUAAGUCAUGCUGGUACAUGUCUAGGUAUUCUAGCAAAUGAUGGAAUACUGUUAGCGGCGGAAAGACGUAACACCAAUAAACUCCUAGAUGAGGUAUUCACUUCAGAAAAAAUCUAUCAACUGAAUGAUGACAUGGUCUGUAGUGUAGCUGGUAUCACUUCUGAUGCCAAUGUUUUGACCAAUGAAUUAAGGAUGAUAGGCCAGAGGUACCUAUUUCAGUAUGGAGAAUCGAUUCCAUGUGAACAACUGGUUUCUUGGUUAUGUGAUGUUAAACAGGCUUACACACAGUAUGGAGGAAAACGACCUUUUGGCGUAUCUAUUUUAUAUAUGGGUUGGGAUAAGCAUUAUGGCUAUCAACUAUAUCAGUCUGAUCCUAGUGGAAAUUACAGUGGAUGGAAAGCCACAUGCAUAGGAAAUAAUAGUGCAGCGGCAAUUUCAAGCUUGAAACAAGAAUAUAAGGAAGGUGAAAUGACCCUAGAGAGUGCCAAAGCCUUGGCAGUUAAAGUUUUGAGUAAAACCCUGGAUAUGACUAAACUUUCUUCAGAAAAAGUUGAAAUGGCCACAUUAACUAGAGUUGGAAACAAAACUAAAAUAUCAAUCUUGAAUAGCAAAGAAGUUGAAAGCCUCAUUGCUGAAUUUGAAAAAGAACAAGCUUUAGCUGAAGCUGCCAAGAAAGAACAGCAGAAACAGCCUGCAUAAAUGAUUGUUCUCUUCUAUUGUACACAAUUGUAAUAAGUAAAAUUUUUCUAAAUA
Coccinella septempunctata (seven-spotted ladybird) is the source of this 979-nucleotide messenger RNA. It is a transcript of the gene Prosalpha3, whose product is annotated as proteasome subunit alpha type-4. Gene Ontology annotation, biological process: ubiquitin-dependent protein catabolic process. The transcript has 7 exons. Gene Ontology annotation, cellular component: proteasome core complex, alpha-subunit complex; proteasome core complex; nucleus. The record is from RefSeq and is a predicted model, not a curated record. Lineage: Eukaryota; Metazoa; Arthropoda; Insecta; Coleoptera; Coccinellidae. The coding region runs from base 146 to 925 and encodes 259 amino acids.